Molecule: messenger RNA, 756 nt
Organism: Aspergillus calidoustus
Lineage: Eukaryota; Fungi; Ascomycota; Eurotiomycetes; Eurotiales; Aspergillaceae
Source: the annotation of a GenBank genome assembly
AUGGCCCAACUAAAUGACAUCCGCGGCCGACUGGCCCUCAUCACCGGGGCAUCAGGAGGAAUCGGCGCCGCCUGCGCCCGCCAACUCGCCGAAAAAGGCGUCCACCUCGCCCUCACCUACUCCUCCAACCUAACCGCCAUAACCACACUAACCGACGAACUCAAGUCCCAAUCCCCAGACCUCCGCAUAAGCAUACACAAAGUGGACGUCGGCGUCGCCGAGCAGAUCGAGUCCAUGUUUCUGGAAAUCGACAAGGCGCACGGCCAGCGCCCCGAUAUCCUCGUCUCCAACGCCGGGUACGGCAAGCGCGUGCCCCAGGUGUGGGACAUUACCCUCGAGGAAUUCGACUAUACGAUCACGGUGAAUCUGCGCGCGUCGUUUAUCCUCGUCAAGGGCGUUGUUGAGCAUAUGAAGGGGCAGCGCUGGGGGAGGAUUGUGUUCAUGUCGUCGAUUGCGGGGUAUGGUGGGGGGAUUAAUGGAGCUCACUACGCAGCCUCAAAAGGCGGCAUGACAGGCAUGAUGCGCAACCUAUCGACGCGCCUUGCGGAAUUCAACAUCAGCGUCAACGACGUCGCACCCGCGAUGAUUGGAGACACGGGGAUGAUUCCCAGCGCGCAGGCCAUCCCGGAGGUCGCUGCAGGGAUCCCGAUCGGGAGGCUGGGUGUUCCCGAGGAGGUUGCCAAUGCUGUUACCAUGUGUGUGACGACGGGGUAUAUGACCGGGCAGAGUUUGUUGUUGGCCGGUGGGUUGAAGUAG